GUCAGAGAACACCAAAGAAUUUCUGAUUCUCGCCAUGAGCUGCCGGACAUGCCCGUGCAGUUCAAGUUCCGCGGAGAGAAGGCUUUCCGAAGUUUGCUGAACGUGACAACGCCAUGCACCCUUCAGAGAGUUCGGACCGCCAUCUAUGAGCAGGCCCGAAUCUCUGAUGCGACGACGGAUUUGCACCUUGACAACAAUGCAACAGGGACUACCCUAGAUCCCAAGGCGCUGUUGAUCGAGGAUAGUCUCGUCCAGGUUCUGGUCCGUCGAACUCCUAAAGCCGAGGGGCAGCUGGCAGGCUCACUGUCUUUGGACGCCGUUGGUGAUGAUGAUGACUUGGCAAUGGACCAAGUUGUACAGCAGCAUGACGUGUCAGGGCUCGGAUUGUCUUCCUCGACUGCUCCAACUCAUCGCUUUAACCGCUCUUACAAUGCUGCGGCCAGCAGCGAGAAGCGGCAGUUUGGCUAUGACGGUGGCUCUGAUGAGGAGGUUGCUCAAGAACCUCAAGAGCCUCCACCAGAGACUUACCUUUGCCACAGGUGCGGACUGGUCGGAUCUCAUUGGGUUUGGGAAUGCCCAACGAAUGAUGACCCGGAGCACGUCCGAAGGGUGAGACCAGCCAAGGGCAUCCCCCGGCAAUUCCUCAAGAAGGUCUCGAUAGAGGAAGCACAAGAGAAAAGUGCAGGAGGUGUUACGCUCAUGGUUCCUGGGCGUAGUGGCCACUACAUCUAUGAUCAUGAAGCCUCAGUCGAGGAGAAGAAGCGCAUCCUUGGGGACACUGUUCAGGAGAAGGUGACCACUGCCUUCACCCAGGGUGCGCGACGGGUUGAGGAUUUGCUAAAAUGUCCACUUUGCCAUCAGCUUUUUCGACAGGCAGUACUGGCACCAUGCUGCGGGUCCACCUAUUGCAGUGAUUGUGCCAUCGACCGCCUGGCGCACUCUAUUGAGAGCAGCUGUCCUGGCUGUGGCAAAGAGGUCUUGGUGCAUCAACUUAUUGCCAACGAGGACAUUCGGAAACAAGUCGACCAGGUCACCAGGGCAUCCAAAGCUGCAGCAUUGGCCGCCCAGAAGGAACCUCAACAGCCUCAAAGCCUCUCUUUCACUGCUGCACUGAAGGAUCGAGUGAACCGACCUCGAAAGCAUGCCGAAGAGAGGGUUUCAGACAGUGCUCCACCUUUGGCCUUGACAGAUGGCUCCGUCGCUGCCACUGGCAUCCCUGCACAUUGGCAGCCGCUGGCCUUUGGGCCACUUCUGACGAACAACCUGCAUCAAUUAUGCCAGUGCUUGGGUCAAGCAACUACUUUUGAAGAGGUAUUUUGUGAAGCAGAAACUUGCAUCGUAGUACGCCGCCUCAACUUGGAAUGCCAGCCCGGAGCAAUUUUCACGCUGGCAGCAAACCAUGCGUGAUAGUCCUCAGUCAAUGCGUAGUCAUUGCUACAGAUUUGCCGCAUAUCACUAGUAGCGUCCUUGCUCCUAGUAGCGAUGCCCUUUGCUCCUAGUAGCUUCUUGUUCCUAGUAGUAUGGCCAGGAGCUACUAGUAGUGUCCUUGACUUGAAAUGUUUUGCAUAAGACUGAAGGUGGCGGCGGUUGGGCUGAUGCGAAGGCUCAGUUUGAAGACUGGCAGCGGAGUGUCAAAGCAGCAGCAAGGCGGUCGCCUUGGGGGCCAUAACCCCCCAUAAGUCUCAACGCUGCAAAAUUGCCAUCCCAAAAAGACUAUGUGUCCAAAUUAACAGUUGCGACAACAGAC
Molecule: messenger RNA, 1747 nt
Organism: Durusdinium trenchii
Lineage: Eukaryota; Dinophyceae; Suessiales; Symbiodiniaceae
Source: the annotation of a GenBank genome assembly